CAACGCCGAGAGACGGCUGGAGGCGUUUCGGGCUCUGCGCAAGCAAGCUGUUGGCUUGCUGCAGAAUGAGGAGCUGCCGCAGAGGAUCCGAGACACGUUGAUACGUGAAGCCCUUCUGGGGACUGGACAUGUUGGGAUGUGUGCUAGACGCAUGGUGAAGGAUCAAGUGGCGAACUGUUUCUUUCGAGACGAUGAUGGUCAGAUGCUGCUGAGAGACAAGGACCGAUGGUGGUCUCUUGCCGAGCUGCUGCUGCGCAGCAUGAGCAAGAUGAAGUGCGAUGACUGGGGCUCGGCUCUCUCUGUAAAGCCCGACGAUCCACAUGGUCCCUUUCGCCAGCUCUUGGAGCACUUGCUGCCGACAUACUGUCAGCAUGUCUAUGCUAAAGAUCAUCUGGUGGAAGAAAUUUUCGCUCUUCAUACAUCAGCAGGAGGCGUCUGGGCUUCAGUUCGCAACAGGGGGAUAACUUCAAGCGCGGGAUUUCCUCCGUACGUUGCACCUGAAGAUGGAGAACCUGAAUCUCGCAAGAAUGGAGACAAUGAGCCAACAGAAAAACGGGCCGAAGAGGUUCGUGCUUCUGGGAACCUCUCUGAGGGGUCAACAGAAAAUUCAUCCCAGCAAGACUCAGAAAACAAGGAGGAUCUCUUGGUCCUUCGUGCGAUUUCUCUCCUGGCUCUCUGCUAUGCGGUGAAUCCUCUGGACAAGGGGAUCCGGCAACUGCUAGCGCAAGCCGCGGGGUUGAAGAGCAUCACGAGCUCUUCUCAGGAUAGACGAGGGGAGACUGAGGGAGCAUCUUCAAGCCAAGUGGACGGGGCGCAGGAGGCGAGCACGAGCAA
Molecule: messenger RNA, 834 nt
Organism: Guillardia theta CCMP2712
Lineage: Eukaryota; Cryptophyceae; Pyrenomonadales; Geminigeraceae
Exons: 2
Source: RefSeq, a predicted model, not a curated record